Molecule: messenger RNA, 7124 nt
Organism: Branchiostoma floridae (Florida lancelet)
Lineage: Eukaryota; Metazoa; Chordata; Leptocardii; Amphioxiformes; Branchiostomatidae
Product: deleted in lung and esophageal cancer protein 1-like
Exons: 39
Coding region: 156-6644 (2162 amino acids)
Biological process (GO): negative regulation of cell population proliferation
Source: RefSeq, a predicted model, not a curated record
UGUAAUUUUUGCCAAUUCACAGAAACGUUGGUGUGAGACAAUUUGGCUCCAUUGGCAACGAAAAACAAAGAUGGCCGCUACAAGUUCAGCUGGAGCUGCUGUGAAUUCUUUCAGUUGAUUUAUUCGUCAGAGAGAGCGAAAUAAUCCAUACAGCCAUGUCGCUGGUGCAGACACCUGGGGCGGAGCCGCCCAUGUACCUGCAGAGGCCGUCCUCAGGUAGAUCUCAGGACAUUUCCCACGUGUUGGCAAGCACUUUCCGCGAACUCUUCACGCGCGAUGUCGUCACACCCGACACGGUGAAGUAUCUGAACACGUCUCGUCAUGGUGACGAUGUUUACCAUGAGAGAUACGUGGAAGAUCUCAGGAAGAUCCAGGCGGAGCGGGAGCGGCGGAUGCAGGAAGUCUCCAUGCUGGAGCGACACAUCAUCCAGGCACGGGCGCGCGCCACCUCCGCCGACGAACGGGCGCUGAACAGGGUCGCAGAGGGCUACAAUACCUACCACGACCUGGGGCUCCCACCAGUCCGCUCCCAUUUCUGCUACCUGCUGGACAGUGAACUUCUGAAGAGACACGGACUUCUGGUGCCGGAACACUUCUCCACACAGGAGCCGCCUCCGCAGAAACCUCCUGAAGCUGUGGAGCUGCCCAACUACGCGCGCGACACCCUCACCUUCCACGAGCACGUCUCCACCAGCCCGGUGGAUGAUGGGUAUGAUGACCCAGAUGAGAUGCCUAGGAAAGAGGUGAAGAGGUCACCCACGACCAGGGUAACCCAGGAGGAGAGCAGGCCCAAAACUAUCAAAGAAGGUCUCCGCGAGGUGUGGAAGGAGGCGAUGCCGCCCGUGUCUCGAGUCAAGGAGCGCUCCGUCCUGGCCAACCUCGAGGAGCGGCACAACUUCUUAAGGAACCCGCGACACAUCCCACCCUCGGCACCCCACGGUGGCAGGACUCUGGUGAAGAAGAAGAAGAAACUGCCCAAGCUGGUGGGAGGGAGGAGUGUGUAUGUGGAAGAUAGCCCCACAGAAAAGGAGCCAGCGGUAGUCUUCGUGGCAUCGCCGUUAGAAGUUGUGUUCAGGCAGUACAGCGUGGGACAAGUCUAUGAGAUGAUCCUGGACUUGAAGAAUGUGACGACAGCCAGUCGGCAGUGUCGAGUCAUUCCUCCUAAGACGUCUCAUUUCUCAGUUGGACUAGGCCAGUUCCCGGGCGAGCAGGGCACCGUAGCGCCCGGUAUGAGCUGCCAGUACACAGUCCGGUUCGCGCCGGACUCGCUGGCGGACUAUGACGACUGUGUGCAGGUUCAGACCCAGUCUGCCACGCCCAUGUUCAUCAAGAUCAAGGGCAGAAGAGAGCCCCCUGCCCUCACAUUACCGUCAGUGCUAGACUGCGGACACUGCCUGGUAGGAGGGUGCAGAGUUGUGCAGUUCCUGUGCAGGAAUGACGGAGGGCCGGGAAGGUUCUGCCUCAUGCCGAAGAAAAACUGGCCGACUGCAAACUACAGGAGCAUCUCCACCCCCGGUCGUGUGGAGCUCGCCCCGUUCGAGGUGCGGCCUGCUGUCUUUCAGCUCAUGCCGGGGGAGGCCAUCCUGCUGGAGAUUCUGUUUGCACCAACAUCCAUCAAGACCUUCAACCAGACUGUCACCAUGGUGUGUGACAACUGUCAGGUCAAACACUUUACUGUCAAGGGUGUUGGCCAGACGGCAGGUGUGGAGAUGAUGAUGGUUGCGGGCGGGGAGAGCGAGCCGUUGCCGGGGGAGAUCCUUGACGCCACGGCACGACACCUGAUCCGCUUCGACUCGGUUCACCCCAUGACCUUCGCACAGCGCUCAAUGGCCAUCCGGAACACAACGGACGUGGAGCUGCCAUUCCACUGGCAGAUCGUGAAGCCGACCCUUGAACCCCCCGACCCCGGCGAGGGUGAGAAGGUCUCGGGGAACAUCGAGUGUUACCCCGACGUCGGGACGGCCUUCUCCAUUAUUCCGGAGGGGGGAGUCCUGCAGCCCAGCAACACCGAGGAGUUUGUGGUCACCUUCGCACCUACUCAGGUAAGCAGCCUGGCUGUUGGCAUUUUUACAGGUAUUACUGGAAAUGAGGAGACGAGCUACAACAGUGUUCUGCACAUGAUCCUGCACCACAUCCCAGAGAUACCGCACAGCGAUGAGGACACCACCCCCCGGGACAGGCCCCCCACCCCCGAGGGGAAGGCAGACAUACACAGACAAAAGUCCUCCGACUCCCUGGGGUCCCAGUCCUCCUCCAAAGCCUCGGAGGACGGGCUGCGCGUACGCGAUGUCAUCGCUCUGGAGGUGGAGCUGAAAGGAACGUGCCGGACGUACAACGUGCUGCUGGAUCCGUACGCAAUCAUCGUUCCCGGGCAACUCCUGAUGUCCACGCCGCUCAAGAAACACUUCAGGAUGAUCAACACCAGCCAGUGGAUGCUAUCCUUCUCCUGGGAGUCCCUGAGUGACCCCCACAUUCUGGAGGUGGAGCCGCCGGCUGGGCACAUAGAAGCAGGCGAUGUGAUGGACAUGCAGCUGAGCAUCACAGGGGGCCAGCCGGGGGUGCUAGAACAUCGACUGCUGUGUCACAUCCAGAACAGGAGCGAACCCGUCAGUCUCUACAUCAGGGCAAACAUCAAGGGCCCUGAGGUGAUCAUCGAGACACCAUCGCUAGACUUUGGGCUGGCGCAGCCGGGCGACGUGGUGGUUCGCGAGAUCCAUGUGCGGAACACGUGCCAGAUACGCGCCAAGUGGUCGCUGCAGGAGAGUGCCGCUUUCCUGGAGACUGAGGACGGCACUGUGCUCCCCAGUGAGUUUGAGCUGACCCCGUCCUCGGGUGAACUCCCGCCCCUCGGCUCCCUGGCCGUCCGCGCAGUCUUCAGACCCGCGCGGUGCCGAAGCGUGCGUACGGUCUUCGUGCUGAUGGUACCCAAUGGGCCGGACAGCCAUGUAGGUGCCCAAGUUGAAGUUCAGACCCCGCAGGUGUGCCUGAUGUCCUGCCAGCUGGUGAUCGAUGAGAUCUACACGGACGUGCCCGUUCGGCGGGAAAUCACGCUGCUCAACCAGACACUACUCGAGACGGACUUCACCUGGGGACAGGUGCGCUGCUUGUUUGUUUGUUUGUUUAUGUGUUUAUAUCUACACGGACGUGCCCGUUCGGCGGGAAAUCACGCUGCUCAAUCAGACUCUGCUGGAGACGGACUUCACCUGGGGACAGGUGCGCUGCUUGUUUGUUUGUUUGUUUAUGUGUUUAUUAUGAUCGAUGAGAUCUACACGGACGUGCCCGUUCGGCGGGAAAUCACGCUGCUCAACCAGACACUACUCGAGACGGACUUCACCUGGGGACAGGUGCGCUGCUUGUUUGUUUGUUUGUUUGUUUAUGUGUUUAUUAUGAUCGAUGAGAUCUACACGGACGUUCCCGUUCGGCGAGAAAUUACGCUGCUCAACCAGACACUGCUGGAGACGGACUUCACCUGGGGACAGCCGGAGGGCCCGCAUGCGGAGCGUUGCAGCGUGGAGUUCGGGACCCCCUGCGGACAUCUUGGACCUCGGGAGAAGGUCGACAUCACUGUCACCUUCACAGGACACACACAGGGUGAGAUCUCGGAGGUGCGGAUCCCUUGUCGGAUCCAGGGCAUGGCGGAUCCCGUGUACCUGACCGUCUUCUGCCAGGUGCGGGGGCUCACCGUGUCUUACAACGUCUCCAAGGAACCAGAAAUGGAGGUUGAAGAUGCAAACAGCGACUUGGUGCUGGAUUUCGGUAAGGAUGUGGAGAUCCACGGCAACCCGCGCAGAUUCCUCCACAUCACCAACCACACGGCCAUCAUGGCCCCCUUCUCCAUCCAGGUCGACUACUUCCACGCGCGGCCCCCCUCCCCACCCGGACAGAAGGCAGGGGUGUUCCAUCCUGUUACCAAAGGUUCCAGACGUCAGCUCCUGGGCCGCACGCCGAACAUCGCCGAUCCGCUCAGCAAGACGCCGAGCAAGUCUGCGGUGGACUUCUCUCAGGCGCUGCUUCGGGACGGGAAGGGCGCGGCGUUCCUCGUGCACCCCGCCGCGGGCGUGCUCAUGCCGUUCCACACCGUUACCGUGGAGAUAGCCUCCUACAGCGACAUCUGGGGGGAGUACCGCGACCAGCUCAUCUGCAAGGUGAAAGACCUUGCGCCGGUGUCCGUCCCCAUACGCAUGACCGUCGUCGGCUGCCCGCUCAACUUCCAGAUGACGGCGGCGUUCCGAGACCAGCAGCCUGUCGUCCGGUACGGGACGCACGUGUCGGGCGUGGCUCCGAUCGUGCGGAACAUGCGCGUGAACAACCCGUGUCCGCACGACAUCCGCGUGGACUGGCAAUCCUUUAACUACGGACAGCAGGACACACAGCUGCUGGACCUGAUGGUGAGCUACGGACAAGCCUUCCCACGGAGGGACCGGAACGGGGAGGAGAUCGUGCCUCCGGAGGUUUUAGUAGAGGAGGAGCCAGCAGACUCCCCACAGGAGGAGGCCCCAGAGAGAAGAAAGGUCGUCCUGGUUAACCUACGACCCCACGAGGGUCAGAGGGCAAACCAGCCAUAUGACAUCACCCCCAAGCAGCUGGUGAUUCAGGCCCGUAGCCAUGGCAACAUCAAGGUGACCUUCACGCCGCUGCAUAACCAGGAUGUUGAGACCGGCAUCGACUGUAAUGCCUUCGCUCUGGGCUUCAUGAGUCUGGACAGCAAGGUGGCCCUGAGCGUGCCCGGGAAGGUGUCGCGGGUUCAGGGGUAUCACAUGACACCCCUGCGGCUGGAGAUGACGUCUCACGUCAAACCGGCGCAGCUGACCCUGGAACCGGCUGACGAGGAGGGGAUGGUGUACUACACGGCAGCCAGCGACCUCAUGCAGCAAGGACAGCUGUCCUCAGAGUUCCUGAAGACGACGUCGUGCACGGUGACCAACAAGACAGAGACCCCACUCCAGUUCCGCCUGGUCACGACCCCGCCCUUCCUGCUGGUCGGGGUGGAGGUCGCAGGGGUCAGAGGUCGGGCCUUUGCUCGUACUCAGGCUAGCGGCUUCUACACACUCAACCCCAGGCAGAACAUGAAGGUGAGCAUCGCGUUCCGUGUGAGCAUGGACCUGGUGCAUCUGGUGGACAAACUGGCGGGCUGGCGGGAGGGCGACAAGAUGUGGCUGACUCGGCACGGGGGCGAGCGGAGGCUGCACUUCACCCAGAACAUGGUCAUCGAGUUCAACAAUGGCACAACUCAGGUGAGCCUUACACAGAACAUGGUCAUCGAGUUCAACAAUGGCACAACUCAGGUGAGCCUUACACUAACUCAGAACAUGGUCAUCGAGUUCAACAAUGGCACAACUCAGGUGAGCCUUACACUAACUCAGAACAUGGUCAUCGAGUUCAACAAUGGCACAACUCAGGUGAGCCUUACACAGAACAUGGUCAUCGAGUUCAACAAUGGCACAACUCAGGUGAGCCUUACACUAACUCAGAACAUGGUCAUCGAGUUCAACAAUGGCACAACUCAGGUGAGCCUUACACUAACUCAGAACAUGGUCAUCAAGUUCAACAAUGGCACAACUCAGGUGAGCCUUACACUAACUCAGAACAUGGACAUCAACAUCGACAUAGCUAAGGUGAGCCUUACACUUACACUGAACAUGAUCAUCGAGAUCGACAAUGACACAGCUCAGGUGAGACUUACACUGAACAUGAUCAUCGAGAUCGACAUUGACAUCGCUAAGGUGAGACUUACACUGACACUGAACAUGGACAUCGACAUCGACAUUGGCACAGCUAACGUUAGACUUACACUGACCAUGAUCAUCGAGAUCGACAUUGGCACCACUAAUCUGUCCUCAGAGUUCCUGAAGACGACGUCGUGCACGGUGACCAACAAGACAGAGACCCCACUCCAGUUCCGCCUGGUCACGACCCCGCCCUUCCUGCUGGUCGGGGUGGAGGUCGCAGGGGUCAGAGGUCGGGCCUUUGCUCGUACUCAGGCUAGCGGCUUCUACACACUCAACCCCAGGCAGAACAUGAAGGUGAGCAUCGCGUUCCGUGUGAGCAUGGACCUGGUGCAUCUGGUGGACAAACUGGCGGGCUGGCGGGAGGGCGACAAGAUGUGGCUGACUCGGCACGGGGGCGAGCGGAGGCUGCACUUCACCCAGAACAUGGUCAUCGAGUUCAACAAUGGCACAACUCAGAACCUGCCCCUGCGGGCGAGCCUGGUCAUCCCCUCCAUCAGCCUGUCGGUGGAGACAGUGGACUUCGGCAUCUGCAUGGUGGAACAGGAGCGGGAGAUGGACAUCAUUAUCGCCAACCCCACCGCCUCAGACUGUUACUGGACUGCAACUAUCGAGAGCAGAGAUAAGGACCAGGCGUUCCAGGUGACUCCGGCCAGCGGCCUGCUGCAGGGAGCGCUGUCACACAUUGCGCAGAACAAGGCACUACUCAAACUCAACUUUUCUGCUAGACACAUCGUCACACUCUCUCACAUUGCUCAGAACAAGGCACUGCUGAAACUCAACUUCUCGGCACGACACAGCAAGGCCUUUGAGUGUGUCAUCGUCUUCCAAGGUGUACUGGGGGAGGAGGUCAGAAGGUUACAGGUUAAAGGUCAUGGUUCAUAUGAUGGCAGACACGAAGCCAUCAUGGACAUCUGAAUUCUCUUUGACCUUGAAAUUGUACAGAUUUGUUUAUUGUUAAUUCCAUGUUGCGUGUGUUGGGUGGAAAAAUAUGUUACUGUGGAAAAAAGGAAAAGAACAUUGCUCACAUGUAUAUAUUGGUAAAUAAUUCUAAAGCAAUUGAUCAAGGUUUUGGUGAGAUUUUACACUGGAUUGUUUACAUAGAGCAUAUAAAGAUGUGGAUAACCAUUAUAGAUAAGUAGAACCAAAUUUUGAACACUGUGAAAAUUUAAAAGACUUGAGAGAGAGUAGAGUUUUCUAUUAUAUUGUUUCUGAGCAAUAAUUAUUAAUCUGAUGACUAUAUUCUGUAUGUAUAUGUGAUGAAUCAUGUGUCAUCAAAAACACAGCCUUGUAUGGAAACUGUUGUACAAACUUCAUUUUCUCUGUGGUUUAGACUCAACAUGUUUGAGGUUUUGUUAUCUUUUGGCAAUCACAUGUACAUGCAUUAAACAUUGUUGU